Messenger RNA from Manis javanica (Malayan pangolin), 4755 nucleotides. The record is from RefSeq and is a predicted model, not a curated record. NCBI's taxonomy places the organism in Eukaryota, Metazoa, Chordata, Mammalia, Pholidota, Manidae.
AUGGAUUUCAAAAUCUGUUCCCAGUAUUCUAGAGGAGUAUUUGCCAUCUUUGGACUUUAUGAUAAGAGGUCGGUACAUACCUUGACCUCGUUCUGCAGCGCCUUACACAUCUCUCUCAUCACACCAAGUUUCCCUACAGAGGGGGAGAGUCAGUUUGUGCUACAGCUAAGGCCUUCCUUACGAGGAGCGCUCUUAAGCCUGCUGGAUCACUAUGAAUGGAACUGUUUUGUCUUCCUGUACGACACAGACAGGGGAUACUCGAUACUUCAAGCUAUUAUGGAAAAAGCAGGACAAAAUGGUUGGCAUGUCAGUGCUAUAUGUGUGGAAAAUUUUAAUGAUGUCAGCUAUAGGCAACUUCUAGAAGAACUUGAUAGAAGACAAGAGAAGAAAUUUGUAAUAGACUGUGAGAUAGAGAGGCUUCAAAACAUAUUAGAACAGAUUGUGAGUGUUGGAAAGCAUGUUAAAGGCUACCAUUACAUCAUUGCAAACUUGGGAUUCAAGGAUAUUUCCCUCGAGAGGUUUGUACAUGGAGGGGCCAAUGUCACAGGGUUCCAGUUAGUAGAUUUCAGUACACCUAUGGUGACCAAGCUCAUGGAUCGCUGGAAGAAACUAGAUCAGAGGGAGUAUCCAGGAUCUGAGACUCCUCCGAAGUACACGUCUGCUCUGACAUACGAUGGAGUCCUGGUGAUGGCUGAAACUUUCCGCAAUCUUAGAAGACAGAAGAUUGAUAUCUCCAGGAGAGGAAAUGCUGGGGAUUGUCUGGCAAACCCCGCUGCUCCAUGGGGCCAGGGAAUUGACAUGGAGAGGACACUCAAACAGGUUCGAAUCCAAGGGCUGACAGGGAACGUUCAGUUUGACCACUAUGGACGUCGGGUCAAUUACACAAUGGAUGUGUUUGAGCUGAAGAGCACAGGGCCUAGAAAGGUUGGUUACUGGAAUGAUAUGGAUAAAUUAGUCUUGAUUCAAGACGUACCCACUCUUGGCAAUGACACAGCAGCUAUUGAGAACAGAACAGUGGUUGUAACCACAAUUAUGGAAUCCCCAUAUGUUAUGUACAAGAAAAAUCAUGAAAUGUUUGAAGGAAAUGACAAGUAUGAAGGAUACUGUGUAGAUUUGGCAUCUGAAAUUGCAAAACAUAUUGGUAUCAAGUAUAAAAUUGCCAUUGUCCCUGAUGGAAAAUAUGGAGCAAGGGAUGCAGACACAAAAAUCUGGAAUGGGAUGGUAGGAGAACUUGUUUAUGGGAAAGCAGAGAUUGCUAUUGCCCCUCUGACAAUCACUUUGGUCCGAGAGGAGGUCAUUGACUUCUCUAAGCCCUUCAUGAGUUUGGGCAUAUCUAUCAUGAUAAAAAAGCCUCAGAAAUCCAAACCAGGAGUGUUUUCCUUCUUGGAUCCUCUGGCCUAUGAGAUUUGGAUGUGCAUAGUCUUUGCCUACAUUGGUGUCAGCGUGGUCUUGUUCCUAGUUAGCAGGUUUAGUCCGUAUGAGUGGCACACGGAAGAGCCAGACGAUGGAAAGGAGGGACCCAGCGACCAGCCUCCCAACGAGUUUGGCAUCUUUAACAGCCUCUGGUUUUCCCUGGGUGCUUUCAUGCAGCAAGGAUGUGACAUUUCACCCAGGUCCCUCUCAGGUCGCAUCGUCGGAGGCGUGUGGUGGUUCUUCACUCUCAUCAUCAUAUCGUCUUACACUGCAAACCUUGCUGCUUUUCUGACGGUUGAGCGGAUGGUCUCUCCCAUAGAAAGUGCCGAAGACCUGGCCAAGCAAACAGAAAUUGCCUAUGGAACUCUGGAUUCAGGGUCAACGAAAGAAUUCUUCAGAAGAUCAAAAAUAGCAGUGUAUGAAAAGAUGUGGACCUACAUGAGAUCAGCAGAGCCGUCAGUGUUCACUAGGACUACAGCUGAGGGAGUAGCUCGUGUCCGCAAAUCCAAGGGCAAAUUUGCCUUUCUCCUGGAGUCCACUAUGAAUGAAUACAUUGAGCAGCGAAAGCCGUGUGACACGAUGAAAGUGGGAGGAAAUCUGGAUUCGAAAGGCUAUGGAGUAGCAACGCCCAAGGGUUCCUCAUUAAGAAAUGCUGUUAACCUCGCAGUUUUAAAACUGAAUGAACAAGGCCUGUUGGACAAAUUGAAAAACAAAUGGUGGUACGACAAAGGAGAAUGUGGCAGCGGGGGAGGUGACUCCAAGGACAAGACAAGCGCCUUGAGCCUGAGCAACGUAGCAGGCGUCUUCUACAUUCUGGUUGGCGGCUUGGGCUUGGCAAUGCUCGUGGCUCUGAUAGAGUUCUGUUACAAGUCCAGGGCAGAGGCGAAGAGAAUGAAGCUUACCUUUUCCGAAGCCAUAAGAAACAAAGCCAGAUUAUCCAUCACUGGGAGUGUGGGUGAAAACGGCCGAGUCUUGACGCCCGACUGCCCAAAGGCUGUACACACUGGAACCACCAUCAGACAGAGUUCAGGAUUGGCUGUCAUUGCAUCGGACCUACCAUAAUAACCAAAAACAUAACUGAGUGCCUUAAUUAAACUGUGUUGGUGACUGAUGGAAAUGCAGUCCUGAGAGACACGCCCAGCGCGGGUCUUAACGAAAUGAUCCUUCAGCUGAGAGCUGGAAGUACUUCCUAACGCGCCGGACGUCAGCAGCAGCAACGUGUGCAUGAGCUCAGCUCGGGAACCCAAACUCAGAUUUUAUAUCAGGAAAACUCACAAUUUAUGUUUUUUUCGGGGAGUGGGUGGGGGGAGGAAGCUGGGACGGGUGUAUUAACACAACAAAUUUCACUCCAGUGGAUUUAAACUAAUCAGACUUGCAAGUUAGCGCACGAAACUGUGAAGUUCUUGCUCAGAAGGCCUUGGUCUUUGCCUCAGUGGAUCAGAUGUUGGAGAAGUCCGUAAACAUGCUAACCUGUAUCUCCGGAACACCCAUACAGCCAAUGGAAGACUAUCCAGCUGAGGAAACAACGCACUAAAUGGUAAUAAGGAAAUAAUAAACAAACAUGUAAAGCCUGUGAAAAAAUUUAAAGGCAGUAUUUACACUUACUUGGGAGAAAACAAAUACUGAAAUCUGCUUGCUUUUUUAACUGAUGUAAAUUCGGUAGAGGACAACACAAUUCUUUUUUCUAACCAUCUUAGGGAACAAUACAUUGCAAUAAUUGAUGUAAACUUUAGAGACUUUUUUUAAUAAAAGUUGUUGGUCAUCUCCUUGUUUGCUGUAACCUUUACCCUGCCACAUGAUUCAGUGUCCACAGAUUGCAUUCGUCUCACUGCCAGGAGCAAAACAAAAGGAAGACAUCGUGAACAUAAGCUCAUUGGUCUGCAAUAUGGAAUCAAAAGAGACUACGGGUCACUCAUGUUAUUGGUAUUAUUUAUAAUCUUGUUCUGUGUACAAAAUUGUGCUUUUUGUACCCACCAAAAAGAAUAAAACAACAGAUGUUCUUACAAUAUCUACAAAGCUUAAGGUUUUUUUCUUAUCAUUACAAAAGUUAUUUGAGAAAUUGUAAGAGUAUAGGAGGGAUUUUAGAAGUCAAGUGUGGUCCAUAUUGGAAAAUGUAACUAGCCCUUAUUGUUUUUGUGUACUGCGCUACCUUCUUUCUAUUGCCUCGUUAGUAGGCUAAGUUGUCAAAGAUGGAGUAUUUGAAUUGGGGAAUGAUUCAUUGUCAUCACAGCGACAUAUCCUGUAAUUGUGUGUUGAAAUUUUACUUGACUGUAUUUUGUUGCAUAAAAUAAUGUGUCUCUUGGGCUUCUCCCUCCAUUGCCAUUAUUCCAUUAAACUCCUUUGAAGGAAGGCACUAAUAAUAUAAUAGUUUUUGGUAAGCAAGAAAUACUAGACCUUGUUUUCAACUGGAAAUUGUGAAGAAAACUAUACCCAUUUUUACUUUAAAAAAAAUCAUUUUAUGUCCUGUAUGUAUUAAAUGAACAUGGCUCAAAAGAAGUUUUGGGUCAUUUGAAAUAAUAAAUAACUACUAUACUACAGAUAAACAUCACAAUACUUAGAGAUCCUGGCAGAAAGCACAAGAUAGGAUGAUUUUUGCAAGUAUGGUCUUGAAGGAAAAGCUGAAUUUUCAUAGGUGGUGAUGGUGUUAGGAGUCUUACGUGCAGGCAAGCGGUGGCCAAGGGAGUGUAUGUCAGCAGCUCUUUAAGGAGUGUGUGCGGCAGGAGGGGCUGGGGAGGGCGUGGGGUGUGCUAUCAUGGAAGAUGAAGCUGGAAAAGCUGAAGGACUUACCACCUUGCUUCAGCUCUCAGGAUGGCCAUUCCCCUUUCAAUCUCUGUGCUGCAGUGAAGGCAAUCUUAAAAAGUGCAUACAUAGUAACACACACACACACUUCCCUCAGGAAAAAUGUUAAGCUCUAGAGCAGAGCAAAUGAACUCCUUUAUGAUCUGGUCCUUACUUAUCUCUUCCAUGACUUUCCUCACCCCUACCCAACCUCUCCAGCCCACAAAUAAACCUCCAAACACAGCACACAGGACAUUGUAUUUAUUAUUUCCUAGGUCUGUCACUCUUCAUCAUCUCCGCUUUACCUAACUUGCACUCACCCUUCAGUACUCAAAUUUUACCUGUCCUUGGAAGAUUUCCAUGACUGUCCCUUACCCCCUACCUGUGAGACUGAGUUAGGUGCCCUCCUAAAGUUUUCUCCCUGUCACAGCACUUGCCGUACUGCAUCGUAAUUGCCUGUGUACUUGUCUGUAUAACUACUAGACUGUAAGCUCCUUGAGGGCAGGGACUGUGUCUAUCUUGUUCACAGUUGUAUUCCCAGCACCCAGCACAGUGCCUGGCAUA